Molecule: messenger RNA, 2891 nt
Organism: Actinia tenebrosa (Australian red waratah sea anemone)
Lineage: Eukaryota; Metazoa; Cnidaria; Anthozoa; Actiniaria; Actiniidae
Product: transient receptor potential cation channel subfamily A member 1
Biological process (GO): monoatomic ion transmembrane transport
Cellular component (GO): transmembrane transporter complex; membrane
Molecular function (GO): protein binding; monoatomic ion channel activity
Source: RefSeq, a predicted model, not a curated record
CAACGAUGUGCAUAAUCUACAUUUUAAUGUCAACAUGAGUUUUGUUAUUAAGAGUACCUCUUGAGAUURCAAAAACAUUCGCCUCAAAACAGCCAUACAUUUUUUAUAAGUCGUAAGUCGUCAAAAUGAGCAGCCUAAAUGUCCCUAAASUCAAUGCUUCUAGGCAAAGUAGUUUGGCUUCUAUGGAAAACUACCCAAGCUUUGAUGAAGUUGAACUGGAUAAUUUGCUGAAGGAAGAGGGUUUGCAAAAAUUUGACGAUAAUUUUGACGAAGAUGCUGUUUCUUUGAGCGUUGAAGAAGGUGACUCUGAUGAUGGUAACUUUUCUGGAUCACAGGAGCAGUUAUCAUCCACAACUCAAGACAGAUAUGGUGACUCUCUACACCACGCAUCAUAUGUUGGUAACAUGGAGAAAAUAGAAGAGCUAUAUGACAGUGGCGCAGAUGUGAACGGUAAAGAUGGUUAUGGACAAACACCUCUGCACUGUGCUAUACUUGGACAGCAGCUGGAAGCUACAAAGUUCCUCCUUGACCACAGGGCCAAGGUUUAUGUCCUUGAUUACAAGCAGGACACGCCAAUCCAUUGUGCCGUAAGAACUGGAAAUGUUGAAUUACUAAAGGAAUUGCUAGUGGACCCUCGUGUCGAUGUUAACUUCAAAGGAAAAGAAAAAGUCUCUCCCCUUCAUGUUGCGGUUCAGACAGACCACCCAACAACUGAGAAAAUAUGCCAGCUUUUGCUAAUGGCAGGUGCUGAGAUAUCAGCCAAAGACAUCAACAACAGAACCCCCUUGUGUUUAGCUGUUAUGAAAGGAGCAUACGAUGUAGUGGAUUGCCUAUUCCAUGAUGUUAAAGCUAAGGAGAAAUGUAAGAUGGAAGAUUUGUUGUAYGGUGUGGACCAAAAUGGCAGUACGAUGUUGCACUUGGCGGUAGACACAGGACAGCUGAAGAUAGUUAAGCUUUGUCUUCAGUAUGGAGCAAGAGUAGAUAAAGUGAAGGAAUCUGAUGGCACUACCGCUGUACACAUGGCUUGUACAUACGGCUCGUUCGAGAUCCUCAAGGUUCUUAUCAAGUCAGUGUCAUACAUCUACUGUUAUUCUCAGUCAGAYAAGCAAGGACUGACUUGUCUGCACAAAGCAGCGAUGUAUGACCAUGUCGACAUAGUGAGGUUUUUAAUUGAUCAGGGUAUUGAACUAAAUGACUUGGAUAAUGAAUUGCGCACACCCUUGUUAUUAGCCGCGUCACGUGGUUGUACUGGUGCGGUUGAGAUAUUGUUAGAACACGGGGCGGAUACUACCUGCAGAGAUUCCAUGAACAGGACGGUACUUCAUUCUGCUGUGGGGCACUCUGAUACGCUGGCAGCACUAUUGAAACAUGUUGGAAUUCGUGGAAUGAUAAACACAGUUGACGAGCACGGCUCAACAGCACUUCACUACGCAGCUCAAGGGGGAUUCCUAAAGAACGUGUGUCUAUUACAAAGAAGAUGGACGAGAUCAAGUUCCAACUACCAGGCUUCUGUCAAAGUGCGUAACAAUCGAGGAGAGUUACCGUUACACCUGGCCGCGAGAAAUGGUUGGAUAGACAUUGUCAAGAAACUGCUCCACGCUCGUGGCUUCCAUCAGAUCGACGCAGUCAACGACAUAGAGAGAACACCAUUGCACUGCGCAGCGGAAGAGGGACAUAGUAACUUGGUGUUUCUGUUACUUGAACACCAGGCCAGCCUCCUCAAGGACAGAAAUGGUAAGACAGCACUGCACUUGGCUGCUGCUAAAGGGUCCUUGAAGUCAGUAGCAAUCAUCCUGCGAGCCAAACCUCGCUGUAUUAACGAAGUGGACAAAGAUAUGAACACUGCUUUGCACAUGGCUGCUCAAGGAGGCCACGCCCACAUCGUAUGCUUCCUGCUGUCAAUCAAAGACCAGAAGGUUCUUCCUAACGCAUACAACCAAAACGUACUGGACGUGGCUGUARCWAAUGAACAUGCGGAGGUUGCUAUGGCAAUAGCUGAACACAAGAGGUGGCGUGACGUGUUGAGGCGUGCUCCUCGAGGAGCUGAAGGACAGAUGCAGGUUCUAGUAAAGGCAAUACCCCAUGUGGCAGAGAAAUUCCUUGAUAAUUGUGUGACAACGUAUGGRCCUCCUGACAGUCCUCAUUACAAGGUGUCGUACGACUUCCGUCUUCUCCAAGGAAUGGCGGAUGAGAACGAUGGUCAUUGUGGUUCGUUAGAUGCGUUGGAGACGAUGGUGAAGCACAAAAGACUUGGCUGUCUUACACAUCCGUUGUGUCAGGCCUUCCUCGACAUUAAAUGGCGCAAAGCUGGCCUUAACGAAGUCAUUCCUCAGUUCAUUCUGUUUUUCACAUACAUCGUGUCUCUUGGGACAUUCAUCAUGUACCAGCCGUGUGCGAUAUCCGAUAGAAAUCCUAACAAAUUCUCCAUGAAUAGAAAUGUCAGCUGUGUGAAGGGAGACAUUUUGUACUACGGUACAUGGCCUUUUGAGGUCCGUAACGAUGGGUUACUAACAUUACGAGUGCUGUACUGGAUAUGCCUUAGUAUAUGUUGCUUAAGAAUACCAAAAGAAAUCUCUGUUAUGAGACAGGGAAUGUCGCGAUAUUUCACCGAUGUUGAGAAUGUAUUCAAUAUUAUCGCCUUGAUCGUCACGAUAGUCUUCUUCCUGUACGUGGUGCCCUUCGGUCGUCCCGCGAAGAACUCUGACACAAGCGGUUACCUUCUGACAGUAGUUCUCGUGAUCUUCAGUGGAGUGCUCUUUAUCAAGCAUUUGAGGAAUUAUAAAAUCUUUGGUCUGUAUGUUACCAUGGUGAUCAAGAUCAUCAGGACUUUUAUCAAAGUAAGUGGCCGGGGUGGACUGGACCUAAUAACAUGGCAGUACUCAUUAUGUUAG